Adineta ricciae is the source of this 3120-nucleotide messenger RNA. Lineage: Eukaryota; Metazoa; Rotifera; Eurotatoria; Adinetida; Adinetidae. The record is from the annotation of a GenBank genome assembly.
AUGCAAAAUUUAUGUUUUGACGUAUAUUUGGACGAUUGUCGUUCUUUUCGACGUGAAUCACGUCAAUUCAAAAUUCCUUUUGAACAAAUUUGUAAUGGUAUUGUUGAACAUGAACCUGACUUGGACGGUAAUACAGAUGAGUCGGAUUGUGAUCUUGACGAAUGGCCUUGUCAUACAUAUGUUAGAACAUGCAAUAAUAUUUGGAAUUGUCCAAAUGGAGAAGAUGAAUUAGGAUGUGGGAAACCAAAUUUAGCUUCACGUCAUUGUAAUAAAACAACACAUUUUUGCUUGGAUGCAAACACUGGUUUUCCAAUAUGUUUAUCUGAACGAAAAGUUAAUGAUGGAAUUCUAAAUUGUGUAGGUUCAGUUGAUGAACGAUCUUUCUGUCGUAUAAAAUAUCCGUAUGAAAAAGUUCGUCGAUAUCGAUGUAAAAAUUCUGAUCAAUGUAUUUCACCAUUUCAAGUAUGCGAUUGUCAUCAAGAUUGUCCUUUGAAUGAUGAUGAAACAAUAGCUUGUAUAUGGUUUAAUAAUGGACAAGAACCUUGGUGUGAUUCAUCUACACUUCGAUGUCGAAACGGGAAAAUUGUCGAUUAUCCUUUACUUAAUUCUCGAUGUGAUGGAAUGAAUUUUCAUUGUACUGAUGGAGAAGAUGAACUUUUUUGUGAAUUAAUUGAUGAAAUAUUUAGUGAAAGUAUUUCUUUAAUAAAUAUGGAAGAAUAUCCUAAUCGAUUGAGAUCGGCAUCAAAUAAUUUUCUAGCUUUUUAUUGUAAUCGUGGAUUAUACGUUUAUUCUUCUGAAAGUCCAUCGGGAUUUAUUUGCCUUUGUCCAACACAUUACUAUGGAGAUCGUUGUCAAUAUCAACGAAAGCGCUUAACAUUAAUAUUUCAAGUACAAAUAAUAGGUCCAUUUAAUCAUUUAUCUCCAACAUUAAAAUUUGUUAUUUUAUUAGUACGUCAAAAUGAAACAAAAUCUAUAUUAUCACAUGAAGAAUUUCUUUAUAUUCCAUUUGAAUAUUGUUUACCUAAAUAUAUCACACAUUUAGCUUAUCCAGUUGAAGAUUCUUUAUCAUUAUCAUUGAAUGAUUCAAUUGAAAUUCAUCUAUUUACAGGUUUAACACUUGAAUAUAAAACAUCAUGGAUAUAUUCUGUUCCAUUUAAUUUCUUACCUGUACAACAAAUAGUCAAACGAUUAUUUUUAUCUGCUAAUGAUAUCAUAUCUCAGUCUGUAUCAUUAACAAUCUCAAAGAAUAAAUCAAAUUUAUGUUCAAAUAAUUCAGUUUAUCUUGGAUAUGAUAGAAAUUUAGAUCGAGAUAUAUGUGUAUGUCCAAUAACUCACAUUGGUUCUCGGUGUCUUAUCCCAUAUGAUCCAUGUGAUAAAAAUAGUUGUAAUAAUCAUGGAGAAUGUAUUCAAAAUGAUGAACGUUCGAAUAAAUAUCAAUGUAUUUGUGAUUUAAAUUGGUUUGGUGAUCGAUGUGAAAGAAUAAAAUUUCGAAUUAAUGUUUUUUUUUCCAAAGAUUCGAUUGUAUUGUCAUCAUCAAUUGCAUUUGUUCAUUUAAUUAUAGCUCAAAAAUAUCGUGACGCUCUACAUUUAACUUCAUUUAAUCGACUUGAAGAAAAUUUAUUUAAUUCUACAUUUUAUUUUGAAUAUGAUAUGGAUGAAAAUCAAUUUCAUGGAUUAAUUGUUUUUCUUAGACUGUUCGAAGAUCUUGAUCAUGUUAAUUAUUAUCUAUUAAGUUUAAAACAAGAACUCAAUGAAACAUCAAAAGAAAUUAUAAGUACAGCUAAUCAAUCCAAUCGAUGUCAAUCAAUAAAUGAAUUAUUUAAUAAAACAAUUCGUAAACAAAUGUAUAUGCGUCGUAUAAAAAAUUAUCAAACAAUAUGUUUAAAGAAAAAUUUUCAAAAUCAAUUAACAUGUUUUUAUGAUGAACAAAUGAUUUGUUUAUGUGAUAAAACAAAUCAUCUCAAUUGUUUUAAUUUAUAUUUAAACGAAAAUGGAUGUCCGUGGAAUAAAUGUAGUAAUAGAGGAAUUUGUGUUGAAAAUCAUUAUUUAUGUCCAACUAGUUCAAUAUGUAUUUGUCGAAAAUGUUAUUAUGGAUCUUCUUGUCAAUUUUCUAGUAAUACGUAUUUAAUUUCAUUAGAUUCAAUUCUUGCUUCACACAUUCAACCAAAUAUUACAAGUCUAUUCCAACAAACAAAACUUAUUCAAAUAAGCUUUAUAAUAAUGCUUAUAGUGAUUAUGAUUGGAAUUAUUUUGAAUCUAUUGUCGAUUGGAACAUUUCUAGAUAAAACCACACAAGGAACUGGUUCUGGCCUUUAUUUAUUAACUUCAUCAUGUUUUGCUCUUUUUACAUUUGUUUUUCUAAUGAUUAAACUUUUCUUAUUAUUAUAUCAUCGACAAAACAAUCUUAGUUGUUCAUUUAUCGAAUAUUUUUUAAAGUUUUCUUCAACAAAUAAUGAAUGGUUAAAUACAUGUGUUGCUAUUGAACGAACAUGGGCGGUCAAGAAAAAAGCACGUUUUUCUCGCGUUAUAAGUAAAAAACUUUCCAAAUGGAUCAUUUUUAUUCUGAUUACUUUAAUUAGUUUAAUAUGUCUACCCGAAUUAAUUUAUCGUCGAAUGAUAAUUGAUCAAGAAGAUAAACGUACUUGGUGUAUUCUUACUCUUAAUUAUGAACAACAAGCAAUAUUAUUUAGGUUUUAUGUUAUAUCAAAUGUACUUUUAUUUCUUUUACCUACUGUUAUUAAUCUAAUAAGUUCUAUAAUAAUAAUAAUAAUAACAUUUCGUUUUAAACAACAAUUAAAUUCAACAAUCAUAACAGAUAUGGAUAAAAAAAGUCAAGAAAAACUUCGUUCAAAAACACUAAGAAAGCAAAUAAUGAAACAUAAACAUAUAUUAUUAAGUGGAAUCAUUUUAGGAUGUUUUUCUCUUCCUCGAAUUAUAUCAAUAUUUAAAUCUAUUUGUACUAAACUUGAUAAACGUCUUCAUUUAAGUUUAUUUACUUAUUUAAUUGGAUUUAUUCCAUCGAUGUCAAUAUUUGUUGCUUUUAUUUUACCAUCAGAUGCUUACCGAGCGGCUCUGAUAUUAUUUAUUAAAAAAUUAUUUUUCAUUCGACUUCGAUUUUGA